UCCCCACAUCCCCAGCGCUGCUCCCGGGACGCGCAGCUCCGCAUCCCCCCAGCUCCGCCGAGGCAGCAGAGAUGUUUUAUUCGGGCAUCCUGACAGAGCCGAGCAGGAAAGAAGUGGAGAUAAGGGAAGCGGCGUCUCUCCGCCAGCAGAGGAGGAUGAAGCAGGCGGUUCAGUUCAUCCACAAGGAUUCUGCGGAUCUGCUCCCUCUGGACGGGCUGAAGAAGCUGGGCACGUCGAAGGAUACUCAACCACAUAACAUCCUGCAGAAGCGCCUGAUGGAGACAAACUUAUCCAAGUUCCGAGGCAGCCGGGCUCCAAAGGAUCUCUCAUCAGAGGCCAACAAGCUGAACCAAACCAAGCUGGGCAGCUCAGGGAAAACUGAGGAUGAAGAGCUCAUAGUGGUGAGCUGCCAGUGUGCGGGGAAGGAGCUGAAGGCCGUGGUGGACACCGGCUCACAACACAACCUCAUGUCAUCUGCCUGCCUGGACAGGCUAGGGUUAAAGGAGCAUCUCAAAGCACUCCCUGUGGAAGAGGAGAUGGUUUCCUUGCCAAACAAGGUGAAAGCCAUUGGGCAGAUCGAGGCUCUGUCGCUCACGGUGGGAGCGGUCCCCGUGGAGUGCGCUGCCCUCGUCGUGGAAGACAAUGACCAACCCUUUUCCUUUGGGCUGCAGACACUGAAGUCUCUGAAGUGUGUCAUAAACAUGGAGAAGCACCACCUGGUUCUGGGGCAGAUGGACAGGGAAGAAAUCCCAUUUGUGGGCGUUGACAGUGCUGAGGCAGGAGAGCAUUUGGAGGCAUAAAGAGAAAUUGAAACACCAUCCCCACGCAGGAGCUUGAUAUCAAAGAAAUCCUGUGCAG
This is a messenger RNA of Camarhynchus parvulus, 858 nucleotides long. It is a transcript of the gene NRIP3, whose product is annotated as nuclear receptor interacting protein 3. Bases 72 to 800 code for a protein of 242 amino acids. Gene Ontology annotation, biological process: proteolysis. The record is from RefSeq and is a predicted model, not a curated record. The transcript has 7 exons. NCBI's taxonomy places the organism in Eukaryota, Metazoa, Chordata, Aves, Passeriformes, Thraupidae. Gene Ontology annotation, molecular function: aspartic-type endopeptidase activity.